AUGCCCUAUUCUUUCAAACAUGUGAUUCAGCACAGCAGCAAUACAGAGUUACAAAAUAAUUCAACAAGCACAACAACGCGUUGCUGGAAAUUUGAUAAUUCUUCGGUUGUUCGAAGAAAUUUGUUUUCUCAAACGUACAAUGGAGAAAACACAGAAGAUUUCGUCAUCAUCGGAAACGAUCAUGAAGACCACAAACAUGAAAACAUCACGAAAGUGUUGUUCCCUACACCUGAUCUUGAGAAUGAUUUUGUUGCAACAUCGGCUUUUGUGAAAAAAGUAUUGCAGAGAAACAAGGAAAUUCCAGACAAGUCUAAAACAAUGCAAGUCGAUGACGACGAUGUGGUACUUGUAGAAUUUGAUUCUCUUGAUGUUGUAGUAGAUUUGGACGAGUUAUAA
Messenger RNA from Naegleria fowleri, 396 nucleotides. RefSeq lists its product as uncharacterized. Bases 1 to 396 code for a protein of 131 amino acids. The transcript has a single exon. NCBI's taxonomy places the organism in Eukaryota, Heterolobosea, Eutetramitea, Acrasida, Naegleriidae. The record is from RefSeq and is a predicted model, not a curated record.